Euleptes europaea (tarantolino) is the source of this 618-nucleotide messenger RNA. RefSeq names its product HESX homeobox 1 (gene HESX1). The record is from RefSeq and is a predicted model, not a curated record. Gene Ontology annotation, molecular function: DNA-binding transcription repressor activity, RNA polymerase II-specific; RNA polymerase II cis-regulatory region sequence-specific DNA binding. NCBI's taxonomy places the organism in Eukaryota, Metazoa, Chordata, Lepidosauria, Squamata, Sphaerodactylidae. Bases 1 to 594 code for a protein of 197 amino acids. The transcript is spliced from 4 exons. Gene Ontology annotation, cellular component: nucleus. Gene Ontology annotation, biological process: regulation of transcription by RNA polymerase II; forebrain development; pituitary gland development.
AUGGCAGGCAGAUCACUAUGUUCCGCCAACCACACCUCUCACAAUCAUCAGAACAAAUCCAGCCUUGGGGAAAAUAAAAAUACAUCAUGUUCCUUUUCCAUCGAAAGCAUUUUGGGGCUGGAGCAGAAAAAAGAUGGCACUCCAGCUGCAAAACCGCACAGGCCAUGGGUGGAUAAAUGGAAUGAUUUGGGAGAGGAUUGUUGUAACCCCCGUUUGCGUAUCCCUGCCAUGUCCUAUGCAAUCCCAUUGUUUCAUGCAAGCAACUACCCAGAUGCAGAAGAAAGAGUUCUGAAAUGUGAAAACUAUUUUGCAGUCAAUGAAAGGCUUUCUUACAAAAGGGAAUUGAGUUGGUACCGAGGUAGGAGGCCAAGAACUGCAUUCACUCGAAACCAGAUUGAACUACUGGAAAAUGUUUUUAGAGUGAAUUCUUAUCCUGGAAUUGAUGUCAGAGAAGAACUAGCCCAAAAAUUAGAUUUAGAUGAAGACAGAAUCCAGAUCUGGUUCCAGAAUCGCCGGGCAAAGAUGAAGAGAUCGCACAGAGAAUCUCAGUUUCUAGUGGUGAAAAAUGCUUUCCCACAAAAUAUGAUCAAAUAGGCUGAUUCCACAGAAUUCGCUAGU